AGGCCUAAGCGCAGACGCACUGAGCUGAAGCAGCCAGUGAUGGCGGCAGCGGCAGUGGUGUCUGCGGCGAGUCCGGGCCCAUGAGGCGACGACGGAGGCGGGACGGCUUCUACCCAGCGCCGGACUUCCGAGACAGGGAAGCUGAGGACAUGGCAGGAGUGUUUGACAUAGACCUGGACCAGCCAGAGGACGCGGGCUCUGAGGAUGAGCUGGAGGAGGGGGGUCAGUUAAAUGAAAGCAUGGACCAUGGGGGAGUUGGACCAUAUGAACUUGGCAUGGAACAUUGUGAGAAAUUUGAAAUCUCAGAAACUAGUGUGAACAGAGGGCCAGAAAAAAUCAGACCAGAAUGUUUUGAGCUACUUCGGGUACUUGGUAAAGGGGGCUAUGGAAAGGUUUUUCAAGUACGAAAAGUCACAGGAGCAAAUACUGGAAAAAUAUUUGCCAUGAAGGUGCUUAAAAAGGCAAUGAUAGUAAGAAAUGCUAAAGAUACAGCUCAUACAAAAGCAGAACGGAAUAUUCUGGAGGAAGUAAAGCAUCCCUUCAUUGUGGAUUUAAUUUAUGCCUUUCAGACUGGUGGAAAACUCUACCUCAUCCUUGAGUAUCUCAGCGGAGGAGAAUUAUUUAUGCAGUUAGAAAGAGAGGGAAUAUUUAUGGAAGACACAGCCUGCUUUUACUUGGCAGAAAUUUCCAUGGCUUUGGGGCAUUUACAUCAAAAGGGGAUCAUCUACAGAGACUUGAAGCCGGAGAAUAUCAUGCUUAAUCACCAAGGUCAUGUGAAACUAACAGACUUUGGACUAUGCAAAGAAUCUAUUCAUGAUGGAACAGUCACACACACAUUUUGUGGAACAAUAGAAUACAUGGCCCCUGAAAUCUUGAUGAGAAGUGGCCACAAUCGUGCUGUGGAUUGGUGGAGUCUGGGAGCAUUAAUGUAUGACAUGCUGACUGGAGCACCACCAUUCACUGGGGAGAAUAGAAAGAAAACAAUUGACAAAAUCCUCAAAUGUAAACUCAAUUUGCCUCCCUACCUCACACAAGAAGCCAGAGAUCUGCUUAAAAAGCUGCUGAAAAGAAAUGCUGCUUCUCGUCUGGGAGCUGGUCCUGGGGAUGCUGGAGAAGUUCAAGCUCAUCCAUUCUUCAGACAUAUUAACUGGGAAGAAUUGCUGGCUCGGAAGGUGGAGCCCCCAUUUAAACCUCUGUUGCAAUCUGAAGAGGAUGUGAGUCAGUUUGAUUCAAAGUUUACACGUCAGACACCUGUUGACAGCCCAGAUGACUCGACUCUCAGUGAAAGUGCCAACCAGGUCUUUCUGGGUUUUACAUAUGUGGCUCCAUCUGUACUUGAAAGCGUGAAAGAAAAGUUUUCCUUUGAACCAAAAAUCCGAUCACCUCGAAGAUUUAUUGGCAGCCCACGAACACCUGUCAGCCCAGUCAAAUUUUCUCCUGGGGAUUUCUGGGGAAGAGGUGCUUCAGCCAGCACAGCAAAUCCUCAGACGCCGGUGGAAUACCCAAUGGAAACAAGUGGAAUAGAGCAGAUGGAUGUGACGAUGAGUGGGGAAGCUUCAGCCCCACUUCCAAUACGACAGCCGAACUCCGGGCCAUACAAAAAACAAGCUUUUCCCAUGAUCUCCAAAAGACCAGAGCACCUGCGUAUGAAUCUAUGACAGAGCAAUGCUUUUAAUGAAUUUAAGGCAAAAAAAGGUGGGGAGAGGAUUUAUGAUUAUCCUUCAGGGUGAAACAAGAAGACUGAAAAUGACAGUCUCGAAGAGUCAGUGUCGUUACAUAGAACACUUUGGACAGAGGAAAAAUAAACCUGGAUUUUUUAAAAUCAAUCAAUGGUGCAAAAAAAAAAAAAUAA
Molecule: messenger RNA, 1852 nt
Organism: Myotis daubentonii (Daubenton's bat)
Lineage: Eukaryota; Metazoa; Chordata; Mammalia; Chiroptera; Vespertilionidae
Gene: RPS6KB1
Product: ribosomal protein S6 kinase B1
Biological process (GO): protein phosphorylation; signal transduction
Molecular function (GO): ATP binding; protein serine/threonine kinase activity
Source: RefSeq, a predicted model, not a curated record